UUUGGAGGGGUACUUAAGGCACAGAACAAAAAGAGCGCUGGAUAAAGUGGAACAUUUAGUUAAAAUCCACAAAAAACAACAACAAAAAAAGAAAACAAAAUUCUUCAGGCAAAGAAGAAAUUCUUUCAGAUCAACACUGAAUGUGCAGCUUGAACAACUCCAUACAGGGUUGGCUCCAAUGUCCAAAGUACAAUAUACAGCAUGAUUUCUUUUCGCUGGUGUUCUUUCUAACCAUACUGAAGAUUUGAAGCAUGAAGGAAGAGAUCAACAUGGAGAGACAUGAGAGGAAGGGAAAGAUGACGCUGAUCCUGGCUGCAGCUUCUUUGAUCGCCGGGUUUGGUUCGUCUUUUCAGUAUGGAUACAAUGUGGCUGUGAUCAACUCACCUGCCCCGGAGAUGCGGCAGUUCUACACCCAAGUAUAUGUGAACCGUUAUGGUCCAAUGUCAGACGGUCUCCUGACCCUCCUGUGGUCCCUUACUGUGUCUUUGUACCCACUGGGUGGGUUUUUUGGAUCUCUUAUGGUAGGCCCAUUGGUGAACAAAUUCGGAAGAAAAGGCACACUCCUGUUCAACAACAUCUUCUCUAUAGUUCCUGCUGUAAUGAUGGGUGUGAGUGAAGUGGCAGGGACAUUUGAGAUCAUCAUUGUCGCACGCUUUAUAGUGGGCAUCUGUGCAGGCCUGUCCUCCAAUGUGGUGCCCAUGUAUUUGGGAGAGAUUGCUCCCAAGAAUUACAGGGGGGCCGUUGGGAUAGUGCCACAGCUCUUCAUCACCGUUGGCAUCCUUGUCGCCCAAGUGUUCGGCAUUCGCAAUAUCCUAGGAAAUAAAGAAGGCUGGCCCAUCAUGUUGGGUCUCACAGGGAUUCCAGCUGCCAUUGAGCUGCUGCUUCUGCCUUUCCUUCCCGAGAGCCCACGCUACUUGCUCAUACAGAAGGGGGAUGAAAAAUCUGCCAGGAAAGGCCUGCAGCAGCUGCGGGGCUGGGAGGAUGUGGAUGAGGAGCUGAGUGAGAUGCGUGUUGAGGAUCAGUCAGAGCGAGCAGAAGGUCGACUCUCUCUGCUCAACCUCUUCACCUUCCGCUCACUGCGCUGGCAGCUGCUGUCUGUAAUCUUCAUGAACAUGGGCCAACAACUGUCAGGAGUCAAUGCCAUUUAUUACUAUGCUGACAGCAUCUAUAGCUCUGCAGGAGUGAAGGAUGAGCACGUUCAGUAUGUGACAGUCGGAACAGGAGCGGUUAAUGUCGUCAUGACAAUAGCAGCUGUGUUCAUAGUGGAGAAAUCUGGCAGAAGGUUGUUGCUACUGAUAGGCUUUGGUAUUUGCUGUUCAGCCUGUGUUCUUCUGACCGUAGCGCUCUACUUCCAGACUACACUGGACUGGAUGCCCUAUGUCAGCAUCGUUUGUGUCAUUGUUUACGUCAUCGGACAUGCUAUUGGCCCAAGUCCUAUUCCUGUUGUAAUAACCACGGAACUGUUCCGGCAGUCUUCUAGACCACCAGCCUUCAUGGUGGGCGGCUCGGUUCACUGGCUUUCGAACUUCACAGUCGGCCUGGUCUUCCCUUUUCUAGAGGCCUGGGUGCGUACAGCUUCAUCAUUUUUGCCUGCAUCUGUCUCGCGACGCUUAUCUACAUCUGGGUGGUCAUCCCAGAGACCAAAAACAAGACCUUUCUUGAGACCAGCAAGCUUUUUGCUCAGAGAAACAAGGUGGAUAUUGGGGUGGAGGGUGAAGACUUUGAGAUCAAAGAGACAGGAGAGGAAAGCAAAGCACAGGAAAUUAAAAACACAUUUAUGUGAAUGGGUAGGGGGUCAUUCACACAGGACACGUUUUUGCGUUUGUCUGCAGUGCUUUGAAAGAAAUUGUUUUUAUACACUGACAAUAUGACAAUCCCAUGCCAGGAUUUUUGAACUCAAAAACGUGUCCUUUUCAUUGCACUCUGUAUUUGUGUUAAUGACAAAUAAGAAUGUACAAGAAAGAAAUGUUUUUCUUUAAUUAAGAAUCAGGUUUAAAAUUCAUCAAAUUCUUAGAAAUGUACUCUUUGUAUUCAAAUUAUUUUAAUAUGGAUUUUCAUUUUUUUUUUUUAACUUUUAUACCAAUUUCAACAAAAUUUUGACAUGUGAUGUAACCAUUAAGUAUAAAUAUGUAACUAAAAUGUUUUCAAAUAUAUUUUUAUGGUAAAAAGUAUUGUUUAUAUUCUUUAUCAUUUAUAAUUUUUUAUAAUCAUUUUGUUGCAUAUUUUACAAUCUGAACCAAUCUUGCAUGUCAUAAAGGUCAAAUGAGCUGAUCUUUUAAGAGAAGGAAUCCUCUCUAUAAUAUAAUUUUCUGUUUUAAGUUAGUUUUGUAUGUUUCUGCCUGUCCGUUGCAUCAUAUGACUUUGAUUUGGUGGAAAAUGUUUUUCAAAUAUUUAUGUAUAAAUAUUUUAGCAAAGGUGCUUCACUGCUUUUUUCCUUUUCUAAGAAAUAAUAAUAAAAGAUUAUAUUACAUUAA
Molecule: messenger RNA, 2474 nt
Organism: Ctenopharyngodon idella (grass carp)
Lineage: Eukaryota; Metazoa; Chordata; Actinopteri; Cypriniformes; Xenocyprididae
Product: solute carrier family 2, facilitated glucose transporter member 5-like
Exons: 13
Coding region: 252-1871 (539 amino acids)
Biological process (GO): monosaccharide transmembrane transport
Cellular component (GO): membrane
Molecular function (GO): hexose transmembrane transporter activity
Source: RefSeq, a predicted model, not a curated record